Knipowitschia caucasica is the source of this 1311-nucleotide messenger RNA. Lineage: Eukaryota; Metazoa; Chordata; Actinopteri; Gobiiformes; Gobiidae. The record is from the annotation of a GenBank genome assembly.
AUGGAGGCUCUGGUCUUGUUCCUGAUCUGGACUUCGGCUUCAGCUGCUGCAGGGGCCCCGGAUGCAGAGCCUGAGCUCCUGCUGGUCCACACUGGGUCUGUUCUGGGGUCUCUUAGGGACCUGUUUGAGUCUGGAUCUGGUUCAGACCUGACACUGCGGGUCCAGACCUCGGACCUGGACCAGGUGGAGAUCCUACCGGUCCACGCCCUCGUGCUGACCAUUCACAGCCCAGUGUUUGGUCACAUGAUCCAAAGCAGGAAGUCCCCUGUGUUAGAGCUGACGGAGAGUCCAGAGGCUGUGGCGGUCUUUGGCAAGUUCAUCCGAUACCUGUACACUGGGGUCCUGCUGCUCCACCAGAGGGAAGCGCUCUCUCUGCACAGACUCUCCUGUAAGUUCAACGUGAGCUCUUUGAGGCAAGGCUUAGAAGAGCACAUGGCGCAGGUCCUGGACUCUGAUUGGCCGGGGGCACUGGUCACUUCCUGGUUGGAGUACGCGGUGCAGACGGGGCAGCCGUGGCUGCAUGAGCGGUGCAUUAGCACGCUAGCUCUGAACCUGUACGCGCUGCUACAGAGCGGAGGCUUUGCUCGCCUCUCCACAGACCUGCUCCUGGACCUGCUCUCGCGCUCAGACCUGGUCCUGUACUCUGAGCUGGACCUGUUCCAUGCGGUCCAGACCUGGAUCCAGACCAAUGACCCGGACGGGCUCACGGCCGAAAACGCUCUGCGGAACAUACGCUAUGCCAUGAUCCCGCCUCAGGACCUAUUCCAGAUCCAGGCCCUGUCCCCGGUCUUGCAGAGGUACCAGGACUCUGUGAGAGACCUGCUCCUCUGGUCUUUCCAGUUCCACUCCGGCUCCCCGCGCUCCACAGGAGGGCGCUAUCUGGACCUGAACUGCUCUUUGUUCAUCCCUCGGGUUUAUCUGGGUCCUGACUGGGGCCAGGCCUGGACCAUCACAGACGCAAGACAGGACCAGCACAGCCUCAGCCUCCAGACUCAGCUCGGUCCCAGUGGAUCUGAUCGGUUCCGGAGAGUCCAGUGGAACGUGAGGUACUCUCCCAUGUGGUCUACGUCCCGCCCCACCCCCUCUUGGAGCCCCGCCCACAUCAGUGUCACUCCUGCUGCCGCUGCUCCAGAGCUCUCUGGAAUUCUGUUCCACAAGAGCCUCCUGCUGGUGGGACCAGGGAACUGCAGCCUUCGCCUCUGCCACUUCCACCUCAGCAGCAGCGAGAAUCCGGACUGUCUGAAGACCCAGGACAGGGACCAGAUACAGGUCCACCUGGUAAUCCGGCCAGUCUACCAUGGGCUGAACUAG